GGCCUUAGCAGUGCUAAAAGUAGUGUGCAACGCAAUGAUGGAAACUUUUUAAUUCACCCUUAAAUCCUAAUCCCCUAACUUACCAAGUACCUCUGUGCUUUGAUGUGUAGAGCCUUUGUAAUUAGUUGCGCGAGAAGGCAUAAGAUGGAUAACCAGACUCGGCUCAAGAGCGAGCCGUCUGACGAACAACCUCGGUCGUUCCUUUCAAGGGCAUUACCAGAGGCCACAACUGGGCUGAAACUUCAACUUUGGAAUACUAGCCUGGCAUGCGAAAAACUCUGCCAAAAAAUCAGGGAUCUUGGCGAUGAGCACGAAACCCUCAAGCAGGAGCAACAUGACCGUAUCGCAAACCUACAAGAGGAAUUGAACUGGCUGCGUCGAGCAAAUGAUUCCCUACAUGUGGAAAUAAAUAGACAGCGAGCGGACUAUAGUCUGUUGGUUGGCGACAUUGGUCGCGUAUGUGAUGAAAGGCAGAUAGCGAUACAGCAGCGCGACGCGGAACAGUUUCAGAAGGAGAUGAACAAUUUAAUGCUCGACCAAUACCGUGACGAAUCUGCGGAAAAGAAGAAGAGAAUCGAGGAGCAAGACGUGGAAAUUAAGAAUCUGACUGACCUAGUAGCGAGACUUGAGACGGAUGCCCGGAAUCAAUGGUGCUAUUAUGAAAGAUGCCUCACUGAAGGGGGGAGAGAGAAAAACGAGCUAUUAAGGUUAUUAAACUACGAGAGAAGCCUAUCAUGGCAAAGACGACUAGCAACGGCGUCGACGAAUGAACGCGGUAGAAGACGUGGUGCUCGUAAGAGUUAGUAUUGCUAGCGAUAGCUUCAAGGGCUAGGUAGUGCUGGAAUAUGCUGUGUAGCACCUAAGUUUGAAUUAUAUGAGGUCUCUUAAAUAGAUGUCUAGGUAUGUAGAAUUAUGAAGGUUAGGCGGGUACCUAACUUCCCAAAGAGUUGGUUAAUCAGUUACGAAUAUUGCUACCUACCUCCCAACCCAGGUACUCAAGUAGACUUACGAGAUAUCGGCAUCUGGAUGAUACUGAUACAGCAAGUGUCAUGUCGGAAUUCCACCGGUAUCUAAUAAGGCCUGAAUCUCUCGGCCAGAAGCCUACCUUAGGUAUCUAGGUAGCCUACCUAGGUAGGUAGGUAUGUAUCACGGCUAUCAAUUGCCCGUGUGAACAGUAACACUAUUUUUGGGUACCUAAGGUAGGUAGGUAGCUAUAUGCUU
Messenger RNA from Daldinia decipiens, 1221 nucleotides. RefSeq lists its product as uncharacterized. The record is from RefSeq and is a predicted model, not a curated record. The transcript is spliced from 2 exons. NCBI's taxonomy places the organism in Eukaryota, Fungi, Ascomycota, Sordariomycetes, Xylariales, Hypoxylaceae. Bases 103 to 804 code for a protein of 233 amino acids.